Molecule: messenger RNA, 3556 nt
Organism: Castor canadensis (American beaver)
Lineage: Eukaryota; Metazoa; Chordata; Mammalia; Rodentia; Castoridae
Source: RefSeq, a predicted model, not a curated record
GGUAUGACACCUCUGAUGUACGCCUGUGCUGCUGGGGAUGAAGCCAUGGUCCAGAUGUUGAUUGAUGCUGGGGCAAACUUGGACAUCCAGGUUCCAAGCAACUCUCCCAGACACCCCUCCAUCCACCCUGACAGCAGGCACUGGACCUCACUGACGUUUGCUGUGCUGCAUGGACACAUCUCUGUAGUGCAGUUGCUGCUGGACGCUGGUGCCCAUGUGGAAGGCUCGGCAGUAAACAGUGGCGAGGACAGCUAUGCAGAGACGCCCCUGCAGCUGGCCUCUGCAGCGGGGAACUACGAACUGGUCAGCUUGCUGCUGAGCCGAGGCGCAGACCCCCUCCUCAGCAUGCUCGAAGCCAAUGGCCUGGUCUCCUCCCUCCAUGAGGACAUGAACUGCUUCAGCCACUCUGCCGCCCAUGGCCACAGGAACGUCCUGAGGAAGCUUCUGACUCAGCCGCAGCAGGCCAAAGCAGACGUGCUGUCCCUAGAGGAGAUCCUAGCUGAGGGCGUGGAGGAAAGUGAUGCGUCCAGCCAGGGCAGUGGCAGCGAGGGACCUGUGCGACUCAGCCGGACCCGCACAAAGGCCCUGCAGGAGGCCAUGUACUAUAGCGCCGAGCAUGGCUACGUGGACAUCACCAUGGAGCUGAGAGCCCUGGGUGUCCCCUGGAAACUGCACAUCUGGAUCGAGUCUCUGCGGACCUCGUUCUCCCAGUCGCGGUACUCAGUGGUGCAGAGCCUCCUGCGGGACUUCAGCUCCAUCAAGGAGGAGGAGUACAACGAGGAGCUGGUGACUGAGGGCUUGCAACUCAUGUUUGACAUCCUCAAGACCAGCAAAAAUGACUCUGUCAUCCAGCAGCUGGCCACCAUCUUCACCCACUGCUAUGGCAGCAGCCCCAUCCCCAGCAUCCCGGAGCUCCGUAAGACUCUGCCGGCCAGGCUAGAUCCUCACUUUCUGAACAACAAAGAGAUGUCAGAUGUGACCUUCCUAGUGGAGGGAAAGCUGUUUUAUGCACACAAAGUCCUGCUGGUGACAGCUUCUAACAGGUUCAAGACACUAAUGACCAAUAAAUCAGAACAAGACGGGGACAGCAGCAAAACCAUUGAGAUCAGCGACAUGAAGUACCACAUUUUUCAGAUGAUGAUGCAGUAUCUGUACUAUGGAGGAACAGAAUCCAUGGAAAUCCCCACGGCUGACAUUCUGGAGCUGCUCUCAGCUGCCAGCCUGUUCCAACUGGAUGCCCUGCAGAGGCACUGUGAGAUCCUGUGCUCCCAGACGCUCAGCGUGGAGAGUGCUGUGAACACCUACAAAUACGCCAAGAUCCACAACGCCCCCGAACUGGCCCUCUUCUGUGAGGGCUUCUUCCUCAAGCACAUGAAGGCCCUCCUGGAACAGGACGCCUUCCGGCAGCUCAUCUAUGGCCGCAGCAGCAAAGUGCAAGGUCUAGACCCACUGCAGGAUCUGCAGAGCACCCUGGCCGAGCGUGUGCACUCUGUCUACGUGACCUCUCGGGUGUGAGGCAGGUUGUGGGACAGGCUGCAGGCCCUCUUGGAGCCUGGCUCAUGGGCUAUUUCCCCACCACCUUUUCUGGAGGUAAUCUACCCUUGGAUAGGCAGAUGUGCCCUGCGUCUAGCUGUCUGCCUAACAAGUGACCGGCAAGGAGGGUGGCGUGCACCUAAAGGUAGCCCUUUUCUGCAUCCUCACAGUUUGCACCUUGAGGACCAUCCCUGAGGCUCAGCAGCAGGUCCUUAACGACCUCGCCUCUAAGCUCUCUGCACCCCAGCUGGGGCACUUGGGACUAUGGGCAUCCCUAGGAACACACAGAAUGUAUCCUCUCUGCCCCAGGCCACUGAGAGCAAAAGCUUGCCUUUGUUCUCUUAUAUGUCACAGAUCCUGGCCCUGUCCUCCAGGCUGUGCCUUUAAAAGGCCUGGCAUGGGCCACUAUUAUAGAGGCUGGGCCUACAGUCCCUUCAGGAUUGCUAACUUUAGUCCCAGCUCAAGGAUUCUGAGCCCAGGGUGUAAAAGGGGUACAGUGUAGAGCACAGUGGCUUCAAGCUCUUGCUGCUGCAGCGAGGGGCCAAAAUAAAGGGGUGGAACCUCAGGCCUGGCUCUAGGCUGCCUCUGUGGACUCGGGCAGCAGUGCCUACACGUUCCCCUGGUGGAGCCUCUCAAGUGAAAGUUUCCUUUAACUCAGGACUGGAGAGCAGGGCACACUUCUCACUGGGAACUGCAGCCUUAGGCAUAAAGAACAUGGCACUGGUGGGAGGGAGGGGCUGGGAAAAGCCCCUCACCAUGUCCCCUCCCUUGCCUGCCCUCACGGUCUUGGCUCCCCACACCUGACCUGUUGACGGACCAGACACUGGGACAGCUUGCUCUGAGUGUAGUGUGGCUGCACCUUAGAAACUAUUUAUUCACCAAAAGCCCUAGGAAUUUUAGGAGGUGUCACUUAAGUCACCUUGAAAAACCCCCAGGGGCUUGCAAUUCUGGAAAAUAUUUUCAACUAGCUUCUUGAGCUGGAUGUACAAAGAAUAGGUGUUAUUUUAUUGCUGUAAUAUUGUAUGAUACUGUAACUGUACAUUAAUGUUGUCACUUCAUGUAAAUGUACUAUGGUUUUAUUAACAAUAAAAAUACAUUAACAAUGAUGUUGGCCUCACUACUUCUGGUAGAAGGUUACUUGGAGUUCAGAGCUGGGGAGGUGCCCCACAGGACCAGAAAGGAAACCCAGAGCCGAUUCCAUGCCACUCAGUAGGAAAAAACCCCCUACCAGAGCGUACUGUGCCAUGCCACACUCACCUCUGCCCUGGGACCUCAACCUGGCGCUAUCCCUCACUGGGCUGUUUUCCUCACCUGUGAAAUGAGAUACAUCAUUAUUUAUUAUGUAUGUGCCACUCGACUGGACAGAAGCCAGACUGGGGAAAGAGGACAGUGUCUAGGGCUUUCCUAACCUUUGAUCCCAGGCCUCCCUGGAAGGAUGGGAUGGGGAGCUGCUUACAUAUUUUGCAUUCUCAUGCCAACCUCACACAUUGAGGACUGGCAGGGAGGGGCCUCUCUCCCCAGCCCUGGCCUGAUUGAGACAGAGGCACCUGCCUUUGGGCCUGCAGCUUGCUGAGCCCUGGCUGACUGAACCACCAAGGGGACCCUGAAACAGAUAACGGGUUAUGCUGAGUCAAGUGCGAAGUCUGGGCACAAAGAACAAUUCUUAAGGUCACUGGGAACCUAACCCAAAGUGGCUGUGAUUCAGGAACACGCUGCCUGAACACAAACUUGGGGGAUGACAAAGGUCACUAGGAGCCAGUCCUGGGAAAGGCCCUGGUGGAGACCAAGCAGAGUGGACCCAGGGACCUUGCAGAGUGAGAGAGCCCUACGGUGUGUGGCCCACAGCGCCCUCUGGGGGCUGCAGGGAGGAGAUGAGCUGCUCAGCACCACCUUAUAUGGCAGAUACUAUGAAGGUUGCAGAGGUGGUCCCUCCUCAUUGCUUGAGCCCCUUCAGGGGUCUGGAUCCCUUGAAGGGAUCCAGUAUGGAUCUCCCCAGUAGGCAGAGAAAUUAAAGAAAGGGACA